This is a messenger RNA of Acanthisitta chloris (rifleman), 612 nucleotides long. RefSeq names its product serine/threonine-protein phosphatase 2A 55 kDa regulatory subunit B beta isoform-like. The transcript has 4 exons. The record is from RefSeq and is a predicted model, not a curated record. Lineage: Eukaryota; Metazoa; Chordata; Aves; Passeriformes; Acanthisittidae. Gene Ontology annotation, biological process: peptidyl-serine dephosphorylation. Bases 1 to 612 code for a protein of 203 amino acids. Gene Ontology annotation, cellular component: protein phosphatase type 2A complex; cytosol. Gene Ontology annotation, molecular function: protein phosphatase regulator activity; protein binding.
AUGCCUGCCGAAGUCAGGCUGCGGGUACUGAAACUGGCUUUGCCAGCUGACAUCAUCUCCACAGUCGAGUUCAACCACACCGGAGAGUUACUGGCAACAGGGGACAAGGGGGGCCGGGUUGUAAUAUUCCAGCGUGAGCAGGAGAGCAAGAACCAGCCCCACCGCAGGGGAGAGUACAAUGUCUACAGCACCUUCCAGAGCCACGAGCCGGAGUUCGAUUACCUGAAGAGCCUGGAGAUCGAGGAGAAGAUCAAUAAGAUCCGAUGGCUGCCGCAGCAGAACGCAGCCUAUUUCCUGCUCUCCACCAACGAUAAGACUGUGAAGCUAUGGAAGGUCAGCGAGCGGGACAAGAGACCGGAGGGAUACAACCUCAAGGACGAGGAUGGACGUCUCCGAGACCCCUCCAUGAUCACCAUGCUCCGGGUGCCUGUGCUCCGACCCAUGGACCUGAUGGUGGAAGCCACUCCCCGGAGGGUGUUUGCCAACGCGCACACCUACCACAUCAACUCCAUCUCCGUCAACAGCGACUAUGAGACCUACAUGUCAGCGGACGACCUGAGGAUAAACCUGUGGAAUUUUGAAAUCACAAAUCAAAGUUUUAGUAUCCUUUGA